AUGGGGUUAGAUGAUAUUAUGGUAGUUCAGGUCAAGGAGCUUAGGAAAAAGCGUGGCAUCAUUAAGGCGUCUCUUACGCGUAUGAAAAACUUUGUUGAAGGAUUUGAUCCAACAGUUGACGCUAUAUCACUAUUGGAAUUUCGCCAAGAAGAGUUGCCGCGUUUACACCAAAAAUUUGACGACAUACAGACACAAUUGGAAUUGAUUGUGGUCGAUGAUCUCGAUAAGGAAGAAGAGGAGCGGAAUAGGUUCGAAUUCGAUUAUUUUAAUAUUCGUUCUAACAUUCAAGAAAUAGUAAAUGCAAAGAAGAGUGUCAACAGCAGCUGUCACAACUCAACCUUCAAUAAUAUGUCAACGGGUCACAGCCGUGCCCAAUUGCCAAUUAUUACGCUACCAACAUUUGGCGGCGAUAUCCAAGAUUGGGAGCCAUUUUUCGAUUGUUUCCGAGCUAUGAUACAUGAUGAUGGUGGAUUUUCACCCGCACAAAAAUUCUACUAUCUCCGAUCAAGUAUUAGUGGUCCAGCGUUAGACCUAAUCAAGUCGAUUCCAAUGACAGAUGCUAAUUAUGAAGUGGCCAUAGAACGCCUGAAACAACGAUAUGACAAUCGCAGUCUUGUCAUUCAAUCGCACAUUCGGUCUCUUCUGGAAUCACCGUAUGUAGAGCAGCCGACAGCUAAAGAACUUCAAGCAUUACAUGCCCAUGUCAGUGCUCAUGUUGCAGCACUAAGAGUUCUGAAUCAGCCUACGGAACAUUGGGAUGCGUGGUUGGUCACGAUAAUCGUAAGCCGCUUAGAUGCUGCUACCAGCCAUGGCUGGCAAUUAAGACAACAAAACACCCAACUCCCUAAGUAUUGUGACUUAGAGAAAUUCUUAUCCAGUCGGUGUGUAGCCUUUGAAUCUUCAGAAGCAGCGUCCGGGUCAAAAGGAGAUAUUAAGGCAAAUUCGAGUAGUGAAACAACAAAGAGAAGUAGUGUCAAACAUUCGUCAACUGAACCAAGGCGAGCUCUUGUAGCAGCUGCUGAUAUAGUAUCCUGUCAUUACUGCACUAAGCCACAUAAACUAUUUAAUUGUGGAGAGUUCAAGGCAGUACCUAUAAAUACACGCCUCUCAUUUGUCCAGGGAAAGGGUAUAUGUUUCAAUUGUUUGUCCACUGGGCAUAUGGCGAAUGAAAGAACUGAAGAGAAAAAGGAGCUCCAAGGGCAACAGUCAGAUAAGGGUCAGAUACCAUCUACGUCUGGAAUCCUAGUAUCUGCACCGGUACCAGCAGAAACCGCCAUGAAAAAUGCACACGUAUUCCUUGCGACAGCUUUAAUUACGGUUCGAGACAAAAAUGGUGUUCGUCACCAGUGCAGGGCCAUCUUGGAUAGCGGCUCCCAGGUUAACUUUGUUUCGAGGAAAUAUGCAAACUUACUGCAGUUAACAUGUAAGAGGUCUUCAUUGCCAAAAAGUGGUAUUGGAGAUAAUCGUUUAAGAGCAAGGUCGUGUAGUGAGUUGAAAAUUGAAUCAAGAACUAGUGCAUUCAGUAUUAUGAUUUCCUGUUAUGUAUUGCCUAAUAUCGUAGGAGAACUAGCUUCUUGUCCAGAACCAACAGAUGGCUGGGGUAUACCAGGAUUUGUGUUUCCAUGUCUAGCUGAUCCGGACUUCCACCACCCGCAAGGUAUUGAUUUACUGAUUGGAGGUGGCUCGUUCUUUGAUGUUUUGGGAACAAGGAAAAUACCAUUAAAUAUAGGUUCAGUUACCCUAUAUGAGAGCAAUUUCGGAUGGCUAGUGACGGGAGAACUUUCUAACCAACAUGCACCAACACUUCUUUCAAUGGGCCAAACGAUAGAGGAAGAGUGGAAGGUUCUCAGUACCAUUGAGGAUACAAGCUACGGCCGGACAUCGAGGGCGAAUAAGAGAAGUCAAGAAGAGCAGGAAACAGUCCAACAUUUUAAGCAAUAG
Messenger RNA from Aphis gossypii (cotton aphid), 1941 nucleotides. RefSeq lists its product as uncharacterized. The coding region runs from base 1 to 1941 and encodes 646 amino acids. NCBI's taxonomy places the organism in Eukaryota, Metazoa, Arthropoda, Insecta, Hemiptera, Aphididae. The record is from RefSeq and is a predicted model, not a curated record. The transcript has 2 exons.